Messenger RNA from Neurospora crassa OR74A, 1160 nucleotides. RefSeq names its product non-anchored cell wall protein 4 (gene ncw-4). The coding region runs from base 252 to 869 and encodes 205 amino acids. Gene Ontology annotation, molecular function: FMN binding; NAD(P)H dehydrogenase (quinone) activity. The record is from RefSeq and is a predicted model, not a curated record. NCBI's taxonomy places the organism in Eukaryota, Fungi, Ascomycota, Sordariomycetes, Sordariales, Sordariaceae. The transcript is spliced from 4 exons.
UUUGCAGUUGAUUACGGUAAUCAUGACGAAUCCAGAUCGGUCUCACAACGUGUUAUCGGCGUCGAUGGAUUGCAGGUUCAUCCCGCUGGUUUCAAGACGACCCCUGAUCCCACGAGGACGAGUUCAUCGUAUAUAAGGACGACUGUGCCACAUGCUCUGUACAUUCAAAUUCUUCCCAUAAGAACCUCUGCUUUUUCCAUACCAUACUCUAAUAUACCCACACUCAUACUUAAUUAAUAUCCUUAAUCAAGAUGGCGCCCAAGAUCGCGAUUGUUUACUACUCUAUGUACGGCCACAUCAGGCAGCUUGCUGAGGCUGCCAAGGCUGGCAUUGAGAAGGCCGGUGGCACUGCCGACCUCUACCAAGUCCCCGAGACCCUCUCCGACGAGGUCCUCGCCAAGAUGUACGCCCCGCCCAAGCCCACCGACAUCCCCGUCAUUGAGGACCCUGCGAUCCUCAAGGAGUACGAUGGCUUCCUCUUCGGCAUCCCCACCAGAUACGGCAACUUCCCUGCCCAGUGGAGGGCCUUCUGGGACAAGACCGGUGGGCUCUGGGCCACCGGCGGUCUCUACGGCAAGGCGGCUGGUCUCUUCAUCUCCACUGCUGGUCUCGGCGGUGGCCAGGAGUCGACUGCCAUUGCGGCCAUGAGCACCCUCGCCCACCACGGCAUCAUCUAUGUGCCUCUCGGUUACGCCAAGGUGUUCGGUGAGCUGUCCGACCUCUCGGCCGUCCACGGCGGCAGCCCUUGGGGUUCUGGCACCCUUUCCGGUGGUGAUGGCAGCAGGCAGCCCAGCGAGAGCGAGUUGAAGGUUGCGGGCAUUCAGGGCGAGGAGUUCUACAACACCUUGUCCAAGCUUACCGGUGCGUGAGAAACUGCAACUGGCUCCAAGAAGGCGAAGACAAGUGACACUGGCGCGAAAGCAACUGCUGUUGCUGCCAAUCAAACAGCUUCGCAGCCCAAGCCGGCGCCGCAGCAGAAGAAGGAACCUGUAAAGCAAGAACAGCAACCUACUAAGCAGAAGGAAACCAAAGAAGGGCCUUGCGGAUUGCCGUCCAAAUGCGUCAUCCUUUGAAAUUUGACAGUUUAGCAUGCAAUUGAUACCAAGUCAAGACAGUUAACAGUUAAUUUGUCCCACUCCUUGUUUUGUGAAUGGUCGAAG